AUGGAUGCAACAACAACUAACUUCAUUCAAUCUUUGACAGAAAACAAGCCAAAUUUCAUUCUAAUUAAAAGUGGUAAGACUUGUAUCAUCAUAAAUACCGACCAUGGAUCUAAUUUCACAGCAAAUGAGAACAAAAUUUCAGGUCUGUUAAAAAAUGAAAUUUCAAAGAGUAGGACCUCAGAUGUGGUGAUUAUGUUCUUGGGAUCAAAAAUUCAAUUAAUUAAUUUUUAUUUAGACGACAGACAAUCGCCUCAAAAGUUGGAGCACUUAAGAGAUUUGGUAGAAAUAAUAGGUAAAGUAAAAUUACCCUUGAUUAUAUGUGCAGAUGCAAAUGUCAAUUUAGAUACAAGAUCAGUUCAUUAUCAAGAACACGUAGAGUUGCUCAAUAAAAUUUUAAAAGAAUAUGACAUGGUCAUGAUUGUUGAUAUGGUUAUAUACGAUGUCUUCACUAAUAUUGGAGUUUCAACUUCUUGUCCAGAUUUUUUUUUUAUAUCAAAAGUUCUUUUGAAGUUUUUGGUGUUAAUACUAAUAAUAUUUGAUCAUCAUUCUACUCACUCAGCUUCACUCGUUGGAUUUAAUGAAAACUCCUCAGGAGUUUUGCAGGAUCAUGGUAGAAAUAUAGCCGCUCUUCAUCUUUGGCAUGAAAAAAAUUUGGUCGUUCACUUCAUGGGUUUUUUGAGAAAAAAAAUCAACUCAAAAAAUAGAUUGAUACCAGUAGCUCCAGGUGAAAUCAAGAUCAAACUAAUUGAAGAACUAGAUCAUCAUGUUGAAGCAUUACAAUCAAUGAAAUCAAGAAAAAAUGAAAUUUGUUCAUUAUUAAGUAAAACCAAUUAUUCAAAAGUUCAUUCAGAUUAUCAAGAAUUUUAUAAUUUGGAAUCCAUCCAACCUAACAGCCCGGAUGUUCAGCAAAACUAUAAACAAAGUAUUACGAAUUUGAAUCUAGAAUAUGAAUUACUCACUAAAAUGCAUGAAGAUGCUCAUCAUAAUCAAAAUGAGGAUGAGAAUUUCAUUGAUGGCAUGAAUGAAAAUGAAGAAGAUGAUGAUGAGGAUGAAGAUGAGGACGAAGAUGAGGACGAAGAUGAGGACGAAGAUGAGAACGAAGAUGAUGAAGAGGAAUUUGAUCUUGACAAUACAUCUAACGUUGGGGUUGGUGAUUACAUUGAUGGGUCGGAUAAUAACUCAGAUUCUGUUCAAAAAUUGAUUAUUACCCCUAUUUAUAUAAUAAUCUUUCUACUCAAACUUUACAACAAAGAGCACAAUGAAUUUGGUAAGCACAAAACUGCUAGGAUGCACUCAGAAUUGCUUAAACUUGAGCCAGAGUUAUACGAUGAGCUAGGAUUAACUUUAAAAAAAUUUAGAAAAAGAUUCAUUGUGAUUAUUAAAUCACCAAAUACUGUAAAAAAUAGGGAUGGUGAAUUAGAAUUGUCGCAAAGCUAUAUCAAUGAUCAUUUAGUUAUAAAAAGUCCAAAUGAUAUAUACAAAGAAGGUUGGCCAAGAUAUGUUUUGGUAAAAUUAUUGAUCAAAUACAAUCAGCUUGGAAAAUCCUAUAAAGCCAUAGCCUAUGAUUUGAACAUAGAGUUCGGUACAACAUAUUUUGACAAAGAUAAAAUUUUUUAUGCUCUCAGAAAUUUAAACACAUAUGGUCAUAUUGUACUAACUGAUGUAAAAAAUGGUGGUCAAAUAUACACUUUUACAAGAAUGUUCAUAAAAAACUGCAUUUUCAACCUUGACAAGGAUGCUCCCGAUCAUAAAGACUACAAAUCAGUUUUCAACUUGAAGAGUAUCAAAUGCACUGAGAUAUAUCCUGCAAAAUUUAACAGACUAAGAGAAAAAUUGGACGUCUUCGAUGGUUUAGAUAAAUCACAUUUGUAUUUAGCAUCUAAUCGUCAAUACCUUCUACCAAAACUUACGAAUGUUAGCUGCAAAGAAGAAUCUAAAUAUUAUGAUGAAAAAAAAGCAAAAGAAUUCAAAUGGGAUCCAUUUGUAGAACAAAAAUUCAUUACAUUAUGUGUUGGUCAGUUGAACAACGGUAUAGUUGAUUUCAAAUCCAUUCAACAAUUUGUUCCCGCCACUUGUGCCAGGCUAAUUAGGAAAUACAAAGGUUUCACGUAUCAAAAAGGCUCACUAAGUGUUGAUGAACAAAAGAUGAUACUCAAGACUAUGAUUGUGUAUCUAAAAGCUCCAAAUGAUUAUUACUUCAAGUACUCUAACUCCAUCAGUUCUGAAAUCACUUUCAUGAUUGAAGAUGAGUUUGGUUUUCGUCGUGAUAAGAGACAAGUCUUGAGAUGGUGGAAAAAAGUUGGAUCUAUAAUAUAUAAUUACAAUAGAAAAUUGGGUAAAUGA
Molecule: messenger RNA, 2343 nt
Organism: Lodderomyces pseudojiufengensis
Lineage: Eukaryota; Fungi; Ascomycota; Pichiomycetes; Serinales; Debaryomycetaceae
Exons: 1
Coding region: 1-2343 (780 amino acids)
Source: RefSeq, a predicted model, not a curated record